AUGGCCGUCUUCACCGAGCUUCCCGUUGAGGUGCUGCACCUCAUCGCCCAACACUGCGGCCAGCAUUCACGCUGCACGCUGAGCGCAACAACACGCCAGCUCCACAGUGUCUGCAUUGAAGAAAUCUACCGCACAGUCGACCUGAGCGUCCACAACUCCUCGCAGCUUGCAAGCAACGGUCCUUUUGAUGGCGAUCUCGGCCCCGACUCGCCCAUCGUCCUCGAACUCCCCCUCGACUUUGCUGAACGUCCCCGGGUCUCGCUCGACGACGAAAUCUGGCUUCGCCAACAGCAACUGAUCCAUACCAUAAAGAACCAUCCUGAAUAUGGCAGCCAUGUCCGCCAACUUCACUGGUCCGUACUCAAUGCCCCCGUCGGCCAAUCCGAGGAUCACAGACCGAUGGUAGGCACUACCGCUGAGCUGCCUGUCGCCAUGAAAAUAUGGGAACAGAGGGGUCUGCAGCGCCUCGACUCGAUCGGUUUUGAUCGAGUCCUCUGGGACACUUUUCUGGCCUUUAACAAAGUCACUUCGGUCGACAUUGCAUGGCUGAGGUCUUUGCGCGAGACCUGCCCUCCGCCGCCCUUGUUUACUAGUGCCACAUCUGUUCGUCUUGUCGGCCAAGCAUCAACCCGCUUCGUUGCCGCCAUCCUGGAGAAUAUCAUCCCGGAAAACCUUGUCUCUCUGUCCACCAUAAACCUUCAAGAAUUCGCCGACCCCGUCCCAUCCUUCCCCAGCCAUAUGAGCCUAUACGACAUCAUCCAUCACACGGACCAAGGACCCCAGGAUCAUAUCCGAAGCACCACCUUCGCCGGUCCGAUGCACAACCACCUCCGCUCUCUCACCAACCGUUGCCACAAGCUGUCGCACCUCGAGAUCCGCACCUACGCCCCAUGGGAGCACUGGGAACGACUCUCCCUCGACGACACGCGCUACGAGGAAUGGGCCACCUUUAUCCGGUCCGUGCGGCCGACGCUGCGCUCGCUCGUCUUCGAACAACACCGCGCCGAGAGGUCGCGGCUCUGGCGCACCAACCGCUCGCACCCCUUCGGCCAGCGUGGCCGCCCCGCCUUGUGGACGCUGUUCAACGAGCACAUCCUGCCUGUGCUCACCGACAAGCAAGCCGAGUGGCCGCGACUCGAGCGCGUCGAGCUUGCCGGUUUUCAUGAGCUCACCAGGUGUUUUGCCUGUCUCAAUCCGCCCGAUUUCUCGCAGUGGGAGAACCCGCAUCUGUCGUUUGAGGUGCUGGAUCCGGGGCGUGGCAUGACGAAUGAUACGUGGGCGGUGAGGGAGACGCACGUGGCGCUGAAUGAGGAAGAAAAGAAGAGCAUCCAGGAGCGCUUGGGCCAGGGUGUACAGCUGUCUAUCAGGGGUGGGUCCCGGAAGUUUGAGAAUUCUUGCAGGACAGGGAUCCCGGGGUUUGGGCCGAGGAGGCGGAGAGAGGGUUGA
Molecule: messenger RNA, 1446 nt
Organism: Lasiodiplodia theobromae
Lineage: Eukaryota; Fungi; Ascomycota; Dothideomycetes; Botryosphaeriales; Botryosphaeriaceae
Exons: 2
Coding region: 1-1446 (481 amino acids)
Source: RefSeq, a predicted model, not a curated record